Molecule: messenger RNA, 1518 nt
Organism: Talaromyces rugulosus
Lineage: Eukaryota; Fungi; Ascomycota; Eurotiomycetes; Eurotiales; Trichocomaceae
Exons: 1
Coding region: 1-1518 (505 amino acids)
Source: RefSeq, a predicted model, not a curated record
AUGGAGGAACCUGACAGCAUCGUGCGCGCGCGGUCGCCGUCGCCGUCCAUCUCGCCCACCCCCGCCAUAUCCUCGUGUCCGUCGCCCGACCGCAGUUUCUCGACCCUCUCCUCGCUGUCCAAUUUCUCCGCCAACUCGGCGACCUCAGGGGACAACCGGUCGUCGGUCCUGUCCAACGGCGGCUCCAAGCGGCGAGGCUAUAUCCGUCCCCAGGGCGCCGAGUUUGCCGAGUCGGCCAAGAACCGCGAGAGCGUCAUGUGCCUGGGCAGCAUCGCCCAUCUACAAUACUACUUUGCGAGAACGGGUCUGCUGGACGGCAAGGGCGCCCAGAUGGCGCGUCCGAAAAACAAGGACGAGAAGGAGGUCCCCAAGCUGAUGCUCACCCAAGACGCGCAGUUUGUGACGGAUUUGGUCCACAGCCCGCUCGACGAGGUUGGCACGCCCCAGGACUUGGAGUUUGACGAGGACGAGCCCAUGCUGCCGCCGACGGUCAGCACCUACAGCAUCAAAACACACCACAUUGCGCCGCCGCCCAAGCUGAGGGUUCUCCGGAAGGAUCUCGUCGAGGCCCUGGACAAGGCUUCCCUGGCCGUGAAAAAGUCCGAAAGCGAUGCCCCAGAAGACCAGCAGCCGCUGUCGCCGCAGACUGCGCUCUCUCCGUCGUCGCAGGAGUCUUUGUCACAGCAACCGCCGUCUCCCAAGCCAGCCAGUUGGCAUGAGAUCCAGGGAAUGCACAUUUUGGACGUUGUCACGUUGGCUAUCCGAUCUGCGCGGAUGUACUACAUCAACCAUGAAAACCUCGACCGCCUGGUAGGACUCAAGAGCGAGCGCAAAUUCCGGGAAGAGCUGUUGGCGGUAUUGGACGUGUUGAAGAAAUGGGCCGCGCGGAAUUUCGCGGGGGGCCUGAGGAAGCACGAGCGAGCUGCUAUUCUGGGUUGGAUGGCGGGCGUGCUCGUAGUGCUGGACGAGGAGCGCCGUCUCGAAGAGGCCGAGGUCAAGGAGCGCGCGAGCUGGACCUGGGUGUCGGGCGACUGGACCGGGCGAGAGCGAGAACGAGAAGAGGCCUUUUUGCAAACGAUGAUGAACGGCGUCGGCUCUGACCUGCCGCCAUGGAUUGCCCCGGAGAACGCAGUCCUGCCGACACCGUUUUUGAGUCGACUACGCGAUGGCCGGGACCUGAUCCGAAUGCACAACCAGGCAGUCCGGAAAUCACGACGGCUCUUUGGCGAGAUCAAAACACCGCACGAAGACAUUGCCAAACCGUACCGACGAGCGGAGAACCUGCGGUACUGGAAAAAGGCGGCGGAACUGCGCUGGGAGACCAAGCUGGAGCUGGACGUGAUGGGGGUGGUUUAUGGCAGUAGCGACAAGGCAUGGAAGCAGUUUGAUGCAGCGCUGCUCGAGUGGUGCAGAGGCGUGCGCGAGGAGAUGCUGGACGACUGGCGCAACCCGCGCAAGGGCUCUGUUGCGUCGAUUACCGAGCUGCCUAUUAUUUUCGACAAUGCGACGCUGACUUGA